Rotaria sp. Silwood1 is the source of this 336-nucleotide messenger RNA. The record is from the annotation of a GenBank genome assembly. Lineage: Eukaryota; Metazoa; Rotifera; Eurotatoria; Philodinida; Philodinidae.
AUGACUGCAUUGCUGUCACCAUUCAAUGGCAAAACGAUUGUACUCGAACUUGGUCGCGAAAUAGGCUUCAAAGCUAAACAAGAACUGAUUAAGUAUUUACGAGAACAGCAAGCACGUAUUGCAUAUAUGCUUACAGCUAAUAGUAUUGCUGGCGGAGAACAACAACAAGAUAAAAACGUAUUGAUACAAUAUGCACUUAGUGAUGAUCCAUAUGAACAACAACAAUUAUUUGCAUCUUACUAUUAUCAUGUGGCAACAAUGCCACAUGUAACAAGAAUUCGUGAAAUAUUAUCUGGUAAAUUAGGAUCAAAACUAUUAUUACGCGUAAGUACAUAA